This is a messenger RNA of Apis dorsata (giant honeybee), 306 nucleotides long. Its product is annotated as SOSS complex subunit C homolog. NCBI's taxonomy places the organism in Eukaryota, Metazoa, Arthropoda, Insecta, Hymenoptera, Apidae. Gene Ontology annotation, cellular component: SOSS complex; nucleoplasm; nucleus. The transcript has 3 exons. The record is from RefSeq and is a predicted model, not a curated record. The coding region runs from base 1 to 306 and encodes 101 amino acids. Gene Ontology annotation, biological process: DNA repair.
AUGGCUUUUUCACAAUCAAAUUCAAGAGAAUUACAAAACAGAAAAAUUUUGGAAGAAUUGCAAUUAAAAAAACAAAUGCUUUUAAAGCAAGGUGUGGCACCAACAUUGAACACAUCAUUAGUAACUUCAACAGGUUCCCCUUCUAAUUUGCCUUCUACACAACCCUCUGAUGGUGUUGCUAUGAGUGCAUCCCAAAGAGCUGCCUUACAUAACGCACAUGCAGCAUCAUCAGGAUAUUUUGUAACACAGGAUUCUUCUUUUGGCAAUCUUAUUUUACCAGUUCUUCCUAGAUUUGAUACUAAAUAA